UGAGAAGGGUAGUCGGGGAUGGGGGCCCGGAAGGUUGACUCAGGAUUACAGAGCCCUACCGGGGACUCUUGGGUCCUGGGCAAGAUGCCUGUGACUCCUCUGUCCUUGAGAGAGACUGGGUUUGUCUCCUAGGCCCAGAGCGGGAAGGGCUGAAAAGCUUGAGUUAAGAUGGAAGGAGGCUUCCAGGCCUUGAGUUCCUAGGGGAGAAGACAGUAAACUAGCAGAUUCCCAGGUCUCGGAAGGGGCCUUCCCAGAGACCUGGGACCUGAACCAGGAAGGACCUGGGGGUGGGGCUUGAGCAUGCAAAAGUGGGAGGAGGCUGAGGUUUCAGACCUGUGGUCCGGAGGAAGGUGGUCUCGGGUUGUCCCUCAGGACUGGGGACACAGUCAUUGGGAGAGAGAACGCGUGGGUCGAAGUGGAAGCCUGUGGGGACUUGGUGGCUCGGAGACCUUCAUUCUUAGGUCGACCUGAAUGCUUAGUACUUGAAAAGAACCAAGGGCCUGAGCCUGUGGUGUGUCCCACAGAGAGGAAGGCUAGGAAGUCCUAAGUUGGGCAGGGGCUGGGCUGUGUGAUGGGUGUGGCUGGGAGCCUGCAUUUCUGUGUCCUGGGCUUGGGAGCUGGAAUCCCCAGGAGCUAGGCAGUCUCAGUCUCACCCCUCAAACAGCCGGGGCUCGGGGUUUGCUUUGCUGGCGUUGGAGGAGACAGCAUGAGCCAGGGCUUGUGCAUGGAGAGCUUGUGCAGCCCGGGCCCGGGCUGUAGGAGGUGAGGAGGUGGGGCCCCAGGUGCCUGGGUCAGAAGUGGGGUCAUAGGAGGAGCAGGAUCCCGUGUGCCUGUGUCCCCAGUCAGGGGCAGAAACCUGGGAGAGAAGGUCAGCAGGAUCCCUGAGGUCAGGCUGUGAUGAUUCAGGCUUCUCUUGGAGAAUUUAGGAAACUGAGUGAGGAUUUUCCCCACCAUGGCUUGGAGCCUGAGAAUUUAAACCCAGAUGCCGAGGGCUGGGAGCUCAAGAACUGGGUCCCAACAAUUGCCAUCACCUGCCUUCCUUGCCCCUACUUUACCGGGACCCAGGAGUCCACCCUCCAGCCCUUUCCCCUUGAUCAGCCCCCUCUUUCCUCUGCCUCUACAGUAGUUUGGCUUCCGCCCCCCACUUCUCCUGUGCUGGAGGUCCUGGCCUCCAUCCCUUUCCCCACCCAGGUCCCAGACCCUUGGACCUGGGAUGGGACCUGUGCUCACACACUUGGGCCCGCAGUGGGGGGCAUCUACACGGUGCUGCAGACCAAGGCGAAGGUGACAGGGGACGAGUGGGGUGACAACUACUACCUGGUGGGACCGUACACGGAGCAGGGCGUGAGGACCCAGGUGGAGUUGCUUGAGCCCCCGACCCCAGCCCUGAAGAAGACGCUGGACUCCAUGAACAGCAAAGGUUGUAAGGUGUAUUUUGGGCGCUGGCUGAUUGAGGGGGGGCCCAUGGUGGUGCUCCUGGAUGUCGGGGCCUCCGCCUGGGCCCUGGAACGCUGGAAAGGAGAGCUGUGGGACACCUGCAACAUUGGGGUGCCCUGGUACGACCGCGAGGCCAAUGAUGCUGUCCUCUUUGGCUUCCUCACCACCUGGUUCCUCGGUGAGUUCCUGGCCCAGAGUGAGGAGAAGCCGCAUGUGGUUGCCCACUUCCAUGAGUGGUUGGCAGGCGUAGGGCUCUGCCUGUGCCGUGCCCGGCGGCUGCCCGUGGCAACCAUCUUUACCACCCACGCCACGCUGCUGGGGCGAUACCUGUGCGCUGGUGCUGUGGACUUCUACAACAACCUGGAGAAUUUCAAUGUAGACAAGGAAGCAGGGGAGAGACAAAUCUAUCACCGCUACUGCAUGGAGCGGGCAGCAGCACACUGUGCUCAUGUCUUCACCACUGUGUCCCAGAUAACUGCCAUUGAGGCGCAGCACCUACUCAAGAGGAAGCCAGAUAUUGUGACCCCCAACGGACUGAAUGUGAAGAAGUUCUCUGCCAUGCAUGAGUUCCAGAAUCUCCAUGCUCAGAGCAAAGCUCGGAUCCAGGAGUUUGUUCGGGGCCAUUUUUAUGGGCACUUGGACUUCAACUUGGACAAGACUUUGUAUUUCUUUAUUGCUGGCCGCUAUGAGUUCUCUAACAAGGGGGCUGACGUCUUCAUGGAAGCCUUGGCCCGGCUCAACUACCUACUCAGAGUGAAUAGCAGUGAGCAGACGGUGGUCGCCUUCUUCAUCAUGCCAGCUCGGACCAACAACUUCAACGUGGAAACCCUCAAGGGCCAGGCCGUGCGCAAGCAGCUGUGGGACACAGCCAACGCGGUGAAGGAGAAGUUCGGGAGGAAGCUGUAUGAAUCCUUGCUGGUGGGAAGUCUCCCAGACAUGAAUAAGAUGCUGGACAAGGAGGACUUCACUAUGAUGAAGAGGGCCAUCUUUGCCACACAGCGGCAGUCGUUCCCCCCUGUGUGCACCCACAAUAUGCUGGAUGAUUCCUCAGACCCCAUCCUGACCACCAUCCGCCGGAUUGGCCUCUUCAAUAGCAGUGCUGACAGGGUUAAGGUGAUUUUUCACCCAGAGUUCCUCUCCUCCACAAGCCCCCUGCUCCCUGUGGACUAUGAGGAGUUUGUGCGUGGCUGUCACCUUGGGGUCUUCCCCUCCUACUAUGAGCCUUGGGGCUAUACCCCAGCGGAGUGUACGGUCAUGGGCAUCCCCAGUAUCUCCACCAACCUCUCCGGCUUCGGCUGCUUCAUGGAGGAGCACAUCGCAGACCCCUCAGCUUACGGAAUCUACAUCCUGGACCGGCGGUUCCGCAGCCUGGACGAUUCCUGCUCACAGCUCACCUCCUUCCUCUACAGCUUCUGCCAGCAGAGCCGCAGACAGCGCAUCAUCCAGCGGAACCGCACGGAGCGCCUCUCCGACCUUCUGGACUGGAAAUACCUAGGCCGGUACUAUAUGUCUGCGCGCCACAUGGCGCUGGCCAAGGCCUUCCCGGAUCACUUCACCUACGAGCCCCAUGACGCAGACGCGACCCAGGGCUAUCGCUACCCACGGCCGGCCUCCGUGCCACCAUCACCCUCGCUGUCUCGGCACUCGAGUCCGCACCAGAGCGAGGAUGAGGAGGAAGCCCGGGAAGGACCACUGGAAGAUGGCGAACGGUAUGAUGAGGAGGAGGAGGCUGCCAAGGAUCGGCGCAACAUCCGCCCGCCGGAGUGGCCACGCCGCGCCUCCUGCAGCUCUUCCACCGGCAAGCGCAGCAACUCGGUGGACACUGCGCCCUCCAGCUCGCUGAGCACGCCCAGUGAGCCCCUCAGCCCCGCCAGCUCCCUGGGGGAGGAGCGCAACUAAGCCGGCCAGGCCUCUGCCCCCCACAGGUCCCCCCAGAAAGUGGAUACAGCGGGUGCUGUUCCCGAAUUCCACUCCAGAUCCCUAGUGGGAUCCAGCCUGGAUCGCCACACACACUCCAAAAUCCACAACACUGUGCCUUUCUUGGAUAUCAGAAUGCAUUAUCUGUGCCCUGGAGCCCCCCCCCGCAGGUUUGGACUGGGUCUCAGAGGCCAGGAAUCUGCCAUUACUCUGCAGUGGUGACAGAGGUGCUGGGAAGCCUGGCCUGUGUCAUCGUAGGCGAAGGCCUCUUGGCGUCUCUGUGGUUUGCAAAUUCUGUAGCAUACACGGCAUGCCAUGCCCAAGCCUGGCAUGGGGACCACCAAGUGCUAGAAAUCACGUUGUGUCCUUGUUAAUGGGACAACUAUGUCAGAGCUGCUACUUUUUCAGGGACUUAAUGCAGAUGGUCCUGCAGUUCAACUCCUGAGCUCCAGAAGAGGCUUGCGGUGUAGCCCUCCCUCAAUAUCCAAUCCUGCACAGAGGAUCACUCAAAGCACUCCUGUGGGCCAGGCCGGGGUGGCAUAAGCAUUUGGCUUCUAAUUUCUUCUGGAGAGGAUGCAUUUUUGAUCUAGAUACGCUUCUGCCUUUCUGGGCUGUUUUGGACCACAUUCUCCCUCCUUUUCCUGAGUCUGAGCUCUCCUCUGUCUCUUGAACUCUUUCAGUGCCCUCCACGGCCUCCCUCUGCUGAAGACGGAACUGUCUACCCUACCCCCACCCAGCCCACCCAACCACUCCAUGAAACCACUGGGCUCUAGGUCCCAGCUGCUAAAUCUGAAACCUCACCACUGUCCUGCAUCCGGGUCCCUUUGCCCUGUUCUAGAGCUGAGUCCCCUGGGUUCUAUAAGCCCCACAGUUACCUCGAGGCCCUUCCAUCCCCAGGCUGUGCUGGGCCACCAGCUUUGGUGAAGGGAGCGCCCCUCACGUGUGCUGUGCUGACACUCCACUUUGGUUUGCAGUGGGAGGGGAGGGCAGAAAGGGUGUGCCUGGAGUGUGUCCAGAGAUAAAAAAAUACAUCGGUAUUUAAGCAUCCCAAGUGUGGUCAGACAUGAGCACUUAGUGGGCUUUGUUCCUGUUCCUGCCUCCCCGCAGUCCUCAUGGUUUUAGUGCCUGCUCUGGGCCCCCCUCUCUGAUGCUUUAUGGUGCUCUCCCGGAAAGACUUAGAUGGCUGAUGUAAGGUUCCGGUGCUGUUCAAGGAAGGCUUGUCUGGCUGCUCAGUUGGGACCUGACUUUAAAUGGCAAAAACUUGGCUUACAUGGUC
This is a messenger RNA of Fukomys damarensis (Damara mole-rat), 4630 nucleotides long. It is a transcript of the gene Gys1, whose product is annotated as glycogen synthase 1. The coding region runs from base 898 to 3336 and encodes 812 amino acids. The record is from RefSeq and is a predicted model, not a curated record. Lineage: Eukaryota; Metazoa; Chordata; Mammalia; Rodentia; Bathyergidae. The transcript has 15 exons. Gene Ontology annotation, cellular component: cytoplasm. Gene Ontology annotation, biological process: glycogen biosynthetic process. Gene Ontology annotation, molecular function: alpha-1,4-glucan glucosyltransferase (UDP-glucose donor) activity.